GCGAGAACAGGUCAAAGUCAAAGGUUUAAUUACAGUCCUUAACCUGCGACCGACGGUGACCUUUACCGGUAAUCACCACCGGCCUCAGCCGAGAAAAAAAACCCUCUCGAUUCAUCUUGCCACACGAAGCCUAAUCGUGUUUUGAUUCUUCGACUGGGCGCGACUAGAGUGAAACAAAUCCCUUGUUCUGAUUUCAAACGGCGGUGGUUUAAGGCAUAUAUCGGAAUCUAUAUAUGGAACAUAAGAGUGGUUACCAGUAAUCGAGAUGAUUCUAUUGGGAUUUUGGUUUCAUGAUAUGAUUCAAACCAUCUUUAGUUGUUUGGUAAAUUUUGGUCCUAUGAUUGCAGUUUCUCAAGGAGAAGAGUUUCGAGCAAGCUAUACCUCCAGUGAAGGUUGAAGAUGCCAAUAAGAUCACAAGCGAAAUAGCUACAAAUGCGUUAAGGAGAGGUGUCAAUUUCUUAUCGGCCUUGCAGGCAAGUGAUGGACACUGGCCUGCUGAAAAUGCUGGUCCUUUGUUCUUCCUUCCUCCAUUGGUAUUUUGCUUAUUCGUUACUGGACAUCUCCAUGAGAUACUCACUACAGAGCAUCGUCGUGAGAUCCUCCGAUAUAUCUACUGUCACCAGAACGAAGAUGGUGGCUGGGGAUUACACAUAGAAGGCCACAGCACGAUGUUCUGCACCACACUUAACUACUUAUGUAUGCGUAUACUUGGAGAAGGUCCUAAUGGAGGACCAGGAAACGCCUGCACACGUGCCAGGAAUUGGAUUCUUGGCCACGGUGGUGCAACUUACAUACCCUCUUGGGGUAAAACUUGGCUUUCGAUUCUUGGUGUCUUUGAUUGGUCAGGAAGCAACCCCAUGCCUCCAGAGUUUUGGAUCCUACCUUCAUUUCUUCCUAUACAUCCAUCAAAAAUGUGGUGUUACUGCCGGUUGGUUUACAUGCCAAUGUCUUAUCUUUACGGGAAGAGAUUUGUUGGUCCAAUAAGUCCUCUUAUUCUGCAACUACGCGAAGAAAUUUACUUGCAGCCUUAUGCCAAAAUAAACUGGAAUAGAGCACGCCAUCUAUGUGCAAAGGAAGAUGCAUACUGUCCUCAUCCAAAAAUUCAAGAUGUUAUAUGGGACUGCCUUUACAUCUUCACUGAGCCGUUUCUUACAUGUUGGCCAUUUAACAAGCUUCUAAGGGAAAAAGCUCUUGGGGUGGCAAUGAAACACAUACAUUAUGAAGACGAAAAUAGCCGUUAUAUUACCAUUGGAUGUGUUGAAAAGGCAUUGUGCAUGCUUGCGUGUUGGGUUGAAGACCCUAACGGAAUUCAUUUCAAGAAGCAUCUUUUAAGGAUUUCUGAUUACUUGUGGAUUGCAGAAGACGGGAUGAAAAUGCAGAGCUUUGGAAGUCAAUUAUGGGAUUCGGGGUUUGCCCUCCAAGCGUUAGUUGCAAGUAAUCUCGCGAACGAAGUCCCAGAUGUACUGAGGAGAGGAUAUGACUUUUUAAAAAUUUCUCAGGUUAGAGAGAACCCUUCGGGUGAAUAUACGAACAUGUAUCGUCACAUCUCCAAAGGGUCGUGGACUUUCUCUGAUCGAGAUCAUGGAUGGCAAGCUUCCGACUGCACAGCGGAAGGGCUUAAGUGUUGCCUGUUGCUUUCGAUGAUGCCACCUGACAUAGUUGGCCCCAAAAUGGAUCCUGAACAGUUAUAUGAGUCUGUUGCUAUCUUACUGUCUUUACAGAGUAAAAAUGGAGGUGUAACUGCUUGGGAGCCUGCCCGUGGACAAGAAUGGUUGGAAUUGCUAAAUCCUACUGAAGUAUUUGCUGACAUUGUGAUUGAGCACGAGUACAAUGAGUGUACUUCCUCAGCAAUCCAAGCUUUGAUUCUGUUCAAGCAACUAUAUCCGUAUCACAGGACAGAAGAGAUCAACACUUUUAUCAAGAGAGCCGUGCAAUACAUAGAGAGCAUACAAAUGCUUGAUGGUUCAUGGUACGGAAGCUGGGGAGUUUGCUUCACAUACAGUACAUGGUUUGGUCUGGGAGGUCUUGCAGCUGCUGGAAAGACGUACAACAACUGUUUGGCUAUGCGUAAAGGCGUUCAUUUCCUUCUCACAACUCAAAAAGAUAAUGGAGGUUGGGGUGAAAGCUACUUGUCAUGUCCUAAAAAGAGAUACAUUCCAAGUGAAGGGGAGAGAUCAAACUUGGUGCAAACCUCUUGGGCAAUGAUGGGUCUACUUCAUGCUGGACAGGCUGAGAGAGAUCCGGCUCCUCUUCACCGUGCUGCGAAGCUCUUAAUCAACUCCCAACUGGAGAAUGGCGAUUUUCCUCAGCAGGAGAUAACUGGAGCUUUCAUGAAGAACUGCUUGUUACACUACGCAGCAUACAGAAACAUAUUCCCAGUUUGGGCACUCGCAGAGUACAGGAGACGAGUCCCAUUGGCAUAUGAAAAACCUUCAACAGAGAGAAGAAGUUAGAUCCAUCAUAACUUCAUUGACUAUGGGUUAGGAUCAUAUAAGUCAUGACCUCUGUUUUGCAAUAAAGUUAUUAUUUAUAUGAAGGUGGUUGAGUAAUCUACUGAAUAAGCAAACUAUUGAUCCACACUUAUAUGUAUUAUAUUUUUGUAUUGUAUUAUGACUAAUGUAUGUUCUCAAGUUAUCUAAAUGUAUUAUAAUUAUAUGUA
Camelina sativa (false flax) is the source of this 2659-nucleotide messenger RNA. Lineage: Eukaryota; Viridiplantae; Streptophyta; Magnoliopsida; Brassicales; Brassicaceae. The record is from RefSeq and is a predicted model, not a curated record.